This is a messenger RNA of Bicyclus anynana (squinting bush brown), 4634 nucleotides long. RefSeq lists its product as uncharacterized. Gene Ontology annotation, molecular function: oxidoreductase activity. Bases 505 to 1650 code for a protein of 381 amino acids. Lineage: Eukaryota; Metazoa; Arthropoda; Insecta; Lepidoptera; Nymphalidae. The record is from RefSeq and is a predicted model, not a curated record. The transcript is spliced from 5 exons.
AUAAUUAAUAGAAGAAGAAAUUUUAGACCAAUAAUUGUAAAUUUCAAAUCGUGGAAACUCUAAGAAGAACUUUAAUUUUUAAUUUAGCUAACUCUUAUGACCUUUAGGCUAGGGAAGGUCAUAUCAGUUUAUAUAAUUUUGUUUUGUUUUUACUGGACGGCUGUCUGGCCGUUGGUCAUUAUGCGUUCAUUGUCCUUGUUUAUACCAAAGUGUUCUAAUAGUGGUUGCCGACGCGCCACAAACAUUUAUUUCCUUGCUAUUUAUAGAAUUUAGAUCAAUAAUGUUUUGAUUGUACAUACCUACUUUGCAACAUGAAUUAAUAUCAUUAUACAUUAUUUUAAUCAUGUAAAUAAAAAGUGUGUUUACAAGUUUAUUUUGAAAUUUUGUUUAUAUUUACUGUUUUUUUUUUUUAAUUAAAUAUUUAAAUAUGUUGUAAAACCCACAAAGUGGUGAGCAGGUGUAAUUUUGGAAUAUGUUCAGAUAGUGUAGAAUAUUUAAAACAAAAUGAGUAAGCUCUGCAGACAAGUGUCUAUUGAAUCCCCUGGGGCUACCCUCAAUGAAUGUGUAUUCAGUUUUGAAGUACCUGUGCCCGAUGUCCCACCUUAUGGUGCAAGAAUCAGAGUUGUAUAUGCUGGUGCCUGCUAUAGAGUGGUUCGAACUCGGUCUGCAUCAGUCUGCAGCACUUCCUCGAUUUCAUCGAUAGGAAGUCUGACAGGAGAGAUGGAAGGCUUCUCCAUGCAUUCCUCAACUCCAGCGCAUGUUGGUCUACGAGAUGGUGCAUUGUUCCCUGGUUAUGAGGUUGCUGGUAUCGUAGAUGCUAUAGGGGGAGCAGCAGAAUGUACAGAUGGUAUAACUAUUGGGACUAGAAUAGUCUUGUAUCCCUAUGAAGGUGUACCUCAUGGAUAUGCUGAUUUUAUUGUAGUGCCAGAUUUCAAAUGCUUGGUACCAGUCCCAGCAGUUCUGCCUUUGAGUGUUGCAGCCAUGCUGCCGACUGGAGCUUUGCUAGCCACCAACACAGUCUAUACAGCAAUUGAAUGCCUCAAUACUAUAUUGGAGGGAUCAACCAAAAAGGAUAAAGCCACAAUGCUGAUUGUCGGGACAGGUGGACUAGCACUUUGGGCGCUUCGCAUUGCUACACACUAUUUUCGACGUCUUCCAUACCAUGAUCGUAUUCACAUCUCAGUUGCUUCUCUAAAAGACGAAGGCUUUGUACUUGCCAAAGAGAAUGAAGAGAUCAAAGUAGUGCAAUGGUCCGAAGACCUUUACGAGCGACAACUGAUAGAGCGCACGAUAGACGCCUGCGGUGGUCCCGUCGAUGUGGUCCUCAACUUUGGUACAACCUCACGGUCGCUGCAUCGCUCUCUGCAAUGCCUCGCUCCAGGUGGCAUGGUGCUUGUAACUGAGAGCACGGGAGAGAAGUUGCUGCCAAAAUUUGCAAAGAAAGCUGAAGAUUUGAAUGUCAACAUAGUGGUAGUUCCCAAUGGAACUAUUGAACAGCUCAAGGAAUUAGUGGAGCUAGUAUCAAAUGGAGAUAUCGAACCUCCACCUCAUUCGGUAUUCCCCGCUGAAGAAGCUCAGGAAGUGGUGAGAAAGCUUUGCAAUUCUGAAAUAAAUGGACGUGCCAUAUUAAAAUUUCACAAUAUCGAUUGAAUAAGAAUGGUCUCAUAAAUACACGUUAUUACCAAAAAUUAUAAUUAAGUUCUUGUAUAUCUAUAUUCAUAUUAAAGCGUAGCUGAGACUCGAUUUUCUGGAACUUGGUUAUUCAAAUUCUUGACUAUCUAUUGAUCCCAAGUAGAAAUAAUUCAUAUUAACGAGAAAAUGCCUAGUAUGUUGGUUGGUUUCAUUUAUUAUGGUUUUUCGUAUGCUUUCUAACAUAUUACGUUCAAUUGUUAUUCGAAACAUUUCAGUUAAUCGAGUUUUGGCAGUAUAUAAUCUUGCACUAUAUUUUUAUCCGAAGGAAUGUAACUUUUUUUAUAAUUAUAUGAUUCCUGUAAACUAUAAAAUUAUAAAAUGUACAUGUAGAGUUAUAUAUAUUUUAGAAGUACUUAUUUAGAUAAAACAUACUUCAUCACAUUUUUUUAGGAUUUUUAUAGUUUAGUUGAAUAUUACAGAAUUUAAUGAAUAUUUUUUUUUUAAUAAAUAAUAAUAAAAUUAUAAACAAUAGUCGAGUAGAUCUGAUUUACUAGCUGAACAAGUCAUAAGUCAAUAGUGUUUGCACAUUAACAGUGAACACAGACAUUUUCUAGUUCUCACUGUGAUUCGUAAGCGGUCAAUUACAAUGGCUGUGUUAUUUUACACAUACGUUCUUUAUUACAAAAAAAGAAUUAGACGAUUUGUACUAAACCACAAAGAAUAUGUAUUUGAUUUAAGAGUAACAUUUAUAAUUAUACUAGUAGGUUAUUAGUGUGGAUGGAAUGGAAUUUUUUCAUUUUAAUCUUUGUUGUUAAUAUCAUUUGCCAUUAACAUUUAAUAAAUGUUGUUUAUAGAAUUCAUAACAUAAUAUAGAGUGGAAAAAUUUAAUUGUUCCAUCUCAUACGAAAUCUGUCAUAUUACGUAACUCAUAGUUACUGUGUAGGAGUAUUUGUCCAGAGCUAGAUCACCAAGUUUCUAUAGAGUGGAAAAAUAUAAUUGUUCCAUCUCAUACCGAAUCCGUCAUAUUACGUAACUCAUAGUUACUGUGUACGAGUAUUUGUCCAGAGCAGGGAUCACCAAGUUCCUACAGAGUGGAAAAAUAUAAUUGUUCCAUCUCAUACAAAAUCCGUCAUAUUACGUAACUCAUAGUUACUGUGUACGAGUAGGUAUUUGUCCAGAGCAGGGAUCACCAAGUUUCUACAGAGUGGAAAAAUAUAAUUGUUCCAUCUCAUACAAAAUCCGUCAUAUUACGUAACUCAUUGUUACUGUGUACGAAUAUUUGUCCAGAGCAGGGAUCACCAAGUUUAAUUUGGGAUCCAGUUUUUAAAAUAACAUGCCUGUUGCAGUCCAUUUGCUUUAAAUUAUAAGCCCUUAUCUUAUUUCUCCCCAUCUACAUGUUACGUACUAUGUAGUAGGAGGCUUUGGCCGUGGCUAGUUACCACCAUACCGAUAACGUAUCGCCAAACGAUUUAGCGUUCCGGUACGAUGUCGUGUAGAAACCGAAAGGGGUGGAUUUUCAUCCUCCUCCUUCAUUGCGUCAUCACUUACCAGGUGAGAUUGUAAUCAAGGGCUAACUUGUAAAGAAUAAAAUAAAAAAAAUAUACCCUAAAUAUAUAUAAGGUUGUAAAUUAUGUACUUACCUAAUGAAAUAAUAUUUCCAAUAGAAAUUUAGUCUGUGAAGUCUGUCAUACUGUAUAAAUAAUUUGGUGAUCCUUGGUCUAUAUCUAGAGUAUUGACUAUAUUUACGUAUACUUAGUUUGUAAUAUAGUUCGAACCUUAAGUUUCUUGAGAAUAUCCUUUAGACAGGAAGCAUAAUUAUAUCGGUACAAUAUGUGGUACGGAAUACAAUUUUGAGAAGGGUUUUUUCAAGUUUUUGUAUUUACUCUGCUCUUCCUAAAAUAUAUCUUUGCAAAUUUGUAAUAUCACUAGGUUUUUGAGUUAUUAUCUAAAAGAUGAUACUUUAUUUUUUGCUUUUAUUUUUUUGUUACAAAAACUCUUUUCAUAAUUUAUCUUCCAUUGUACUUAUUUUCUCCAGAAACUAAAGUUUUAACUAUAUUAAAUAAAAUAAGUCCUAUACUUAGAGAGGAUAAUAAUUAUAUUUGUCUUUAUAUUGAUAAAUAUUUUAUUUGACGCUAAAUAUAUUUAAUUUAUUCUAUAUUUCUUAGAUUUAGAGUUAGGUAGAUUGAGCUUUAAACCGAUAAAUAUUAACGCCAAUGUAUAAUUUAAUAAUUUUCUAUACGCUUUUCGAAUAUGCGUUCUAGUCUGAUCCUUUAACUUCAGGUAAAGGGAUGCUUUGAAACAUUAAUGCACUACACUGCAACAUUGUAAUGUGCCAUAUUUUUUUUAUUGUAAAUGAACAAUAAAAGUAUUUAUCGUCAUUAAGAGAUACAGUAAAAAUAACAAUUGAUAAAUCAUAAUUAUAUCUUAAUUGCCAUACGUAUUUAAUAUGUAUAGAUUUAAUUUAUUAAUAAUUUUGACUAUACUUAAUUGUAAGUUUGACGUGUUUUAAAUAGUUUUCACAAAUUCUACUCUCAGUUAUCCUAUCUGCAAUAAUGAACCUAACCCUACAUGCAAGUUGCAUUUAGCUAUGAGUUUGUGUUGCAAAUUGAAUGCGAUCCUAUUGAGACAAUUAGCUGUUCUUGUUAUUUUAUUUUUCGUAAUCAAUUUUGUAAAUUUAAUUUACAUAAACCAAGGGUUCGAAGCCAUAAGCAAAUGCUAAAGAACAGCCAAUUAUACAUUUUGAAAGAAUAUAUUUUUUUACAAAAGAAUUUAUGUAUUUUUCUUAAAUGAGAGUAUACUUUGUCCACAUAUACAAACAUACCAUAAAUAUUAUUGGUUAUAUAACAUUACAACCUUAAUCCAUGUAAAAUGUCGUUGUGUCAAUAAGGCAAUAUUAUAUUCAAGUAUUAAAUGAAGAUGUGAACAUUUAAAAUAAAAUGUUCGAAUAUCUGUAUUGAUUAUACUUAAUUGUAAUAAAAAAAAAAUAAAGCGAUUUAACAAAA